AUGGAUAGUCUGUCAGUAGCAGUAAGUUCAGAAAUAUGUGAACAAGAAGGUUAUGAGCCUGAUGAAUACGGAUCAGAAUUCAACUCGGAGGAAGAAGUACCUACUAGUUCUAACUAUUACUCAGAAUCAUCGAUCAUUUUAUCUAAGCAUCAAAAAACUAAUGUGCAAGAUGAAUUAGUUGAACAAUCAAGCGAUACUUCUAAAAGUUCAAAAGUAUCUAAAUUUGAUGGAUCUUUACUUCAUAGCCCUGCUUGGAAGUGGUUUGAAAAGAUAUAUCUUGAUAAAGUUUGGCAUAGUCGGUGUAAUAUCGAAAUGGCAGAAAAAAAGCUCUGUGAUGCUAAAACAACUAUUACAAGAUCAUUUAAAACUUUUUUAUCAAAGCCACAUAGCAUUACUGAACAGGCUAUUUAUGAUAGGGCUAUAACUGAAGUCGUUAUUUCCCAAACUCUUUCAUUUACAUUUACAGAAGAUAAAAUGUUUAAGCGAUUUGCGAAAAUUGUGGAUUCACGUUGGGCUGUACCAAGUAGAGAAAAGCAAGAGAAAGAUGCAAUUGCAGAUAGAAAACGUCUAAAAGCAAUUAUGAUAACCGAGGAUGAAUGGACCGCAGUUGCUAAUAUUAUUAACAUUUUAAAACCUUUUAAUAAUAUAACAAAUUACAUUUCAGGCAAUACAUACCCUACUAUGAGCAUUAUUUAUCUGACAAUAAGCAUCUUUCGGAAUGCUUUACUAAAAGAAUUUAAAGAUGAGAAUGAUUCUACAGACAAACUAACAGAUUUUAAUAGUUUAAUAAAUGAUCAUAUUAAUAUAUUUAAUGAUGAGAAAAUAUUGGAUGAGGAUGAAGAUGCAGAAAAAUUCGAGUCUCUAGCUAUUACAACUGAUCUGGUCAAAAGCAUUAAAAAAAUAAUGUUAAAGUUAUUUGAAAAAUAUUAUAAGUUUUCUGAUGACAAAAUAUUAUUUAUUGCAACAGCAAUUGAUCCAAGGUGUAAAAAUUUUGAUUACGAGGAUGCUUC
Messenger RNA from Dentiscutata erythropus, 1010 nucleotides. NCBI's taxonomy places the organism in Eukaryota, Fungi, Glomeromycota, Glomeromycetes, Diversisporales, Gigasporaceae. The record is from the annotation of a GenBank genome assembly.